AGAGUUUUGCGUUCCAAAGAAUACACACACGUACAAUCGUUCUGCAGCGAAUAACCAGCAAUACCAGCUGCAUUUUGUGUGUUGUGUUCUUCUGAUUGUGCCGCUACGUUGUGUGUCGCGCUUUCGCAUCUUAUCGAUUCAUUUCCGCAAAGAUGAUUCAGUUUCUUUUGCUCAUGAGCCGCCAGGGAAAAAUACGGCUGGCAAAGUGGUACGUGACGCUCUCGCAGAAGGAGCAGGCGAAGAUUAUCCGCGAAGUUAGCCAGGUCGCUCUAGGCCGCUCGAUCCGGCUAUCGAACGUGUUUGAGGUGGAGGGGCGCAAGUACAUCUGCCGCCGCUACGCCUCCCUCUACUUCAUCGCCUGCAUCGAUAAGACGGACAACGAGCUCAUCACGCUCGAGGUUGUGCAUCACUUCGUCGAGGUGCUGGACCAGUACUUCGGAAACGUGUGCGAGCUAGACCUCAUCUUCAACUUCCACCGCGCGUACUUCAUCUUGGAUGAGGUGAUUCUCGGAGGGGAGUUGCAGGCGAGCAACAAGCGAUCGACGCUGGUCUACGUGGAUCGCCUCGAUGUUACAGCCGAGCGCAGCGAGGCGAAGAUGGACGGCGGCUCGCUGGUGGACCAGGUCACGAACGCCAUCAGGGGCUUGUAA
Messenger RNA from Leptomonas pyrrhocoris, 650 nucleotides. RefSeq names its product putative clathrin coat assembly protein ap19 putativesigma adaptin. The record is from RefSeq and is a predicted model, not a curated record. Gene Ontology annotation, molecular function: clathrin-cargo adaptor activity. Gene Ontology annotation, cellular component: intracellular membrane-bounded organelle; AP-1 adaptor complex. The transcript has a single exon. NCBI's taxonomy places the organism in Eukaryota, Euglenozoa, Kinetoplastea, Trypanosomatida, Trypanosomatidae. Gene Ontology annotation, biological process: protein transport; vesicle-mediated transport. The coding region runs from base 153 to 650 and encodes 165 amino acids.